Messenger RNA from Lactuca sativa (garden lettuce), 1085 nucleotides. Its product is annotated as transmembrane protein, putative (Protein of unknown function, DUF599). The record is from RefSeq and is a predicted model, not a curated record. Lineage: Eukaryota; Viridiplantae; Streptophyta; Magnoliopsida; Asterales; Asteraceae.
UUUAAACCUCUCAACAUAAUUUGAUAGAAGCAUGUACCAUAAACAGGCAUUUCAAAAGUAUCUGUCGAGGCACAGAAGUUGGAAAAUGAAAAUCUUACACGUAAAACUAAAAGCGCAGUUGAUUCAAUAUUUAAAAGCGAGUCUUGCGUGGAAAAGUAAAUGCGAGAAUUCUGAAGUCCUGGAAUCUUGAAUGAACAGGUUUUCUUUUGCUUUCCUAAAUUUGAUGACUUGAUGCUUUCCCCUUCACUUUUUUUCUUUGGGUAGUUGAUACCUUUCAAUUUUUUUGAGCACGGAGUCACCGACAGUGAGAGUAGCGAUGGAGGAGAAGGAUAUGGAUUAUGUUCUGGUGCCUUUGGGUUUAGGGAUUAUGAUCCUCUACCAUAUUUGGCUCGUUUACACCGUUUUAACAAACCCCAGACGAACAGUGAUUGGCCUGAACGCCGAGAGCCGACAUCAAUGGGUCUUCUCUAUGAUGGCUGAUCCACUGAAGAAUGGUGUAUUAGCAGUUCAAACAAUUCGCAACAAUAUAAUGGCAUCGACUCUUCUGGCCACAACUGCGAUCACUCUCAGUUCCAUAAUCAGCGUAUUUGUGAGCAGCACUUCAAACACAAACUCAAAUCAGUUAAUCUACGGCAAUAAAACAUCCCUUUUAUCUUCAGUCAAGUAUUUUUCCAUCCUGCUAUGCUUUCUCGUGGCUUUUCUUUGCAAUGUCCAGUCUAUCAGAUACUAUGCUCAUGUUAGCUUCUUGGCUACUGUUCCCACCUUCAUAAACAGAACAGAACCUAUAAACUAUGUUGCUAGAAACUUGAAUCGUGGAAGCCUGUUUUGGUCUAUUGGAUUGAGAGCAUUUUACUUCUCCUUCCCUCUCUUCUUGUGGAUCUUUGGCCCUAUACCCAUGUUUGUGUGUUGCUGCAUCAUGUCGUUUGUGCUUUAUUUCUUGGAUACCACCACUAGUUUUACUAGAAACCUUCAUAGUUAUUCUAUUAGAGAGAACACAGAACCCAAUGAAAAUGAGCAGCAACUGGAAGCUUAAUUCAAAAUCUUGUAAAGUUAUGUGUUAAUAAUUAUUGUUGUUGAAGUGAUAA